AUGUUUGCCAUCUACAGGAUGUUUGCACCUCAGAGUUGUACAUGCCAGAUUUGCAACUUUGCAGAGGACUUGUCUGGCUUUCUUGGGGGACUUGGCCUUGGUCCACUGCACCAACGUGGUAAAAGUGAUGCCUGCAAUCUGUGGCAGAAGCUAGCCAGGCAGUUUGUCUUGGCAAAGCUACAGGAGCAAUUUGUGGACCUGCGCAUAAGGACGGAAGAAGAAGUGACCAAGAAGAAAAAAAAGUUGGCAUUUAUUGAAGAUGGGGGCAAGGCAGCCUUGUCCCAGAAGAUGAGGACCGGUGAUGAACUGGUGAAUAUCAAUGGCACUCCUCUGUAUGGAUCCCGCCAAGAGGCCCUCAUCCUCAUCAAAGGCUCCUUCCGGAUCCUCAAGCUGAUUGUCAGGAGUUUGGCUUUCCGCCCACUGCGGUCUGAAUUGGACUUCCAGAACCCCACUGAAACUACUAUGUCAAAAGCUACAUAUUACUUCCUAAUUGUCAAAGUCAAUGGAUUAUUUUCAGUCCUUAUCAUGUAUGACUGCACCUACUAUGGGUCAGAUACAGUGCUAGCAGCUCUCAAGUACAUCAUGUCAUUUAAUCAUCACAGCUCUCUUAUGAGGUAUAGGGAUGAAUAUGCCCCCAUCGUACAGAUAAAGAGAUUGACGGACAAAGAAAUCAGGAGAAACGCCCCUGUCAGUAGGCCACACUCAUGGCAUGUGGCCAAGCUGCUGGAGGGAUGCCCUGAAGCAGCCACCACCAUGCAUUUCCCUUCUGAAGCCUUCAGUUUAUCCUGGCAUUCCGGCUGCAACACAAGUGACGUGUGUGUGCAGUGGUGUCCACUCUCCCGGCACUGCAGCACUGAGAAAAGCAGCUCCAUUGGCAGCAUGGAGAGCCUGGAACAACCAGGCCAAACUUCCUACGAGGGCCACCUCUUGCCCAUGGAUCAGAACAUGUACCCCAACCAGCGUGACUCAGCCUAUAGCUCCUUCUCAGCCAGCUCAAAUGCCUCUGACUGUGCCCUUUCCCUCAGGCCAGAGGACCCAGGCUCUGCAGACUGCAUCAUGCAAGGCCCGGGGCCAACGAAAGCCCCCAAUGGCCGGCCCAAUGUAGCUGAGACCUCCGGAGGUAGCCGGCGCACCAAUGGGGGCUACAUGACUCCAAGCUCCCAGAUGUCAUCCCGCCCACAGGAGUCCCACCACUCUGGGCCUGCCAAGGCUACCAGAGGCCCACCACAGCCUCCAGUGAGGCGAGACAGUCUUCAGGCCUCCAGAGCCCAGCUCCUCAAUGGAGAACAGCGCCAGGCCUCUGAGCCUGUGGACUCCUUGCAACAGAAAGAGAUAGUGAGCUUAGGCACUGUGCUAUCCCCAAGGAACCCUAACAGAUUCUGCUGCCUCAGCGGGCAAGACCAAGUGACAAAUGAGGGCCAUGAGAACUGUGAGCUCAGCCAAGCUCCUGAAUCUAGCCAGCAAGACUCUGAGAAUCUACUGAUGGAGGCCUCAGCCAAAGCUGUUGGAUUCCCAAAAGUGUAUGACAAAACUUUCAGCAUAGAUUCCAGCCCACUCAACAAGGCUUCACCAGAGCCAGCUAAGGCUGCUUCUGUUGGCAGCCCUUCACACCUCACAGGACCCAUGGGGCAUCGCCAUAGUGCCCCUGAACAGCUUCUGGCAUCCCACUUACAGCAUGUACACCUUGAUAUGAGGGGCAGCAAGGGGAUGGAGCUCCCAACUGGACAGGAUGGGCAUGAGUGGACUCUGUCACCUUUGCAUAACAGUCACACAGGGAAGAAAAGUCCAUGUCACCCCACAAGAGGAACUCAGGACCAGCCCAUCAAAGAGAGAAAGACCAGGCAAGUGGAUGACAGGCCUCUGGGUUCAGGGCACCAGAGUUUGAGCAGUUCCCCACAUGGAGAGGCUGAUGGACACCCUCCAGAGAGAGGUUUCCAGGACCCAAACAGAGCCUGCAGAGCAGGCAGUGAACUAGCCAGCCAGCAGCCCUCUGCCUCUGGCUCCCUUGUUCAACAAACCAGGGAUUGUUCUUCAACCACUAAAGUAGCUGACAGCACAGAGGCUACUGAAGAAGGGGACAGUGAACCAAAGGAAUGUGGCCGGGUGGGUGGGAGACGAAAUGGUGGGCCCCGGGGCCGCUCAAUCCAAAACCGGCGGAAGAGUGAGCGUUUUGCUACCAAUCUGCGUAAUGAGAUUCAGAGGAGGAAGGCCCAGCUUCAGAAGAGCAAGAAUCCCUUGUCACAGCUGUGUGACACUAAGGAGCCAGUGGAAGAGACUGAGGAGCCCCUAGAAAGUACUUCAUUUCCUGCCUCAAACUCAUCUCUUCUGUCUUCAUGUAAAAAACCACCUAGCCCCAGGGACAAGCUCUUCAACAAGAGCAUGAUACUCAGGGCUAGGUCUUCAGAGUGCCUCAGCCAAGCCCCUGAGAGCCAUGAAUCUAGGACAGGAUUAGAGGGACAAAGAAGCCCUGGCCAGAGGCCUGGCCAGCCUUCUUUGGGCCUGAAUGCCUGGUGGAAAGCGUCUGACCCAUCUUCCUCAGACCCUGAGAAAACAAAUGUUCACCGUGGAGUCCAUGGAGGUCACUGGAGAUGGUCUCCAGAGCACAACCUGCAGCCACAUGUGGCACUAGCCAUGGAAGGCCCUUCUAACCCAAGUGACAGCAAGGAACUGAAGGCUUCUACUGCCCAAGCUGGUGAUGAAGCCAUCCUCCUGCCCUUUGCAGACAGAAGAAAGUUCUUUGAAGAGAGUAGCAAAUCCUUAUCUACAUCACAUUUGCCAGGUUUAACCACUCAUAGCAAUAAGACUUUUACCCAGAGACCAAAACCUAUAGACCAAAACUUCCAGCCAAUGAGCUCUAGCUAUAGGGAAUUGAGGCACCAUCCAAUGGACCAAUCAUAUCAUUCCACAGACCAACCAUAUCAUGCCACAGACAAAUCAUAUCAUUCGAUGUCACCCCUUCAGUCAGAAACUCCUACAUACUCAGAAUGUUUUGCAAGCAAAGGUCUAGAACAAUCCAUGUGCUGUAAGCCGCUGCACUGUGGGGAUUUUGACUACCGCAGGACCUGCUCCUACUCCUGCAGUGUCCAGGGCGCCGUAGUCCAUGACCCUUGCAUGUAUUGUUCUGGGGAAAUCUGCCCUGCUUUGCGAAAGAGAAAUAUGAUGCCAAACUGCUACAACUGUCGGUGCCACCACCACCAAUGCAUCCGGUGUUCAGCUUGCUAUCAUAAUCCACAGCACAGUAGUCCUGAGGAUGGCAGCUUGGCACCUGGCAAUACUUGGAAACCUAGGAAGCCAACAGUGCAGGAAUUUCCUGGGGACAAAUGGAAACCAAUAACAGGAAACAGGAAGACCAGCCAGUCAGGGAGGGAAAUGGCUCAUCCCAAGGCUAGCUUUUCGUGGGCAACUCCUUUCCAUCCUUGCCUUGAAAACCCAGCACUGGACUUGUCAAGCUACCGAGCAGUGUCUUCCCUUGACCUUCUUGGAGAUUUCAAGCACUCCUCAAAAAAAACAGAGGAAACUUCUGUUUAUGAGGAGGGGAGCUCCAUGGCCUCCAUGCCCCGCCCGCUGCGCAACCGUGCUUUCUCAGAGAGCCAUAUCAGCUUGGAGCCCCAGAGCUCCCGGGCCUGGGGGCAGCAUAGGAGGGAGCUCUUUACCAAAGCUGAGACCCAGCCAGAUCCUCUGGGAGCCAGGAAGAAGGCCUUUCCUCCUCCUCGCCCUCCUCCUCCCAACUGGGAGAAGUACAGGCUUUUCCGUGCAGCCCAGCAGCAGCAGAAGCAGCAGCAACAACAGCAGCAACAGGAGGAGGAGGAAGAGGAGGAAGAAGAGGAGGAAGAGGAGGAAGGGGCAGAGGAGGGAGAGGAGGAGGAGCUGCCACCCCAGUAUUUCAGUUCAGAAACCACUGGUACUGGUGCCCUCAAUCCUGAAGAGGUCCUAGAGCAGCCACAACCCUCAGGCUUUGGCAACCUGGAGGCUUCAAGGCAGGGCUCACAAAGCCUCUCAACAGAGCGAGAGUCCUUUGGUCUCCAUUCCAGCGAUUUCCUGCCUUCAACAAGGGGCCACUUGGGCUCUCAACCUGAAAAGGCUCAGCACCCUUGCUAUUAUGGUAUUGGUGGGCUUUGGAGGACAUCAGAGAAGGAGACCACUGAUUCCCCCAAACCAGAAGCCUUGAUGGCAGAAGAUUCUAAACCCAAGCCAGCAUGGAGCCAGAGCUACUUCUUCCCUGAGGAGCAGUUCUCUUUCACGGGCUGGGGCUCUGAGAAACAGCACCUUAGCCCCACGGGCUUCAGUGAACCCAAGACAACAGGACAAGAAUUUCAGCACUUCUCGCCUCCUCUGGGGGCCCCAGGGAUCCCUACCUCUUACUCAGCUUAUUAUAAUAUUUCGGUGGCUAAGGCAGAGCUGUUGAACAAGUUGAAAGACCAACCUGAGAUGGCAGAGAUUGGCCUGGGAGAAGAAGUUGACCAUGAGCUGGCUCAAAAAAAGAUACAGCUUAUUGAAAGCAUUGGCAGAAAACUGUCUGUCCUGCGGGAGGCCCAGCGAGGACUGCUAGAGGAUAUCAGUGCCAAUUCUGCCCUUGGGGAGGAGGUGGAGGCCAACCUGAAAGCUGUCUGUAAAUCCAAUGAGUUUGAAAAAUAUCGUUUGUUUAUCGGGGACCUGGACAAAGUAGUUAACCUGUUGCUGUCACUUUCUGGACGACUGGCCCGGGUGGAGAAUGCUCUCAAUAGCAUCGAUUCAGAGGCCAAUCAGGAGAAGCUGGUGCUGAUAGAGAAGAAGCAGCAGCUGACAGGGCAGUUGGCAGAUGCCAAGGAGCUGAAGGAGCAUGUAGACCGCCGGGAGAAGUUGGUGUUUGGCAUGGUUUCACGCUACCUGCCUCAGGACCAGCUCCAAGAUUACCAGCACUUUGUGAAGAUGAAAUCUGCUCUCAUCAUCGAACAGAGAGAGCUGGAAGAGAAGAUCAAGCUUGGGGAAGAGCAGCUCAAAUGUCUCAGGGAGAGCCUACUCCUGGGGCCCAGCAAUUUCUAAUUCCACCAGCAGACUGCCACACAAUCCCUGCCCAGCCACAAUGGGAAGUGCUUUCAGUCUUCGUUAGAAGUUUGUUAGCAAGUAGAUAUCAGUUUAGUUAGCAAUUUGUUCCAUAUCCUCUUCCUUGGACAUUUCUCACUGCCCCUUACCUAGCAUUGCUCCCAACCAGCUAGAAGUUCCUGAGGAGGCCUCCAAGCCUCUACCCUAGGGAAUAGAUGCAAGAUCUAGGAGCUGCCUGCAGCAAGGGGUGACCAUACAGCCACACUUCCCUUCCCACAGUUUGCACAGGCAAGCGCUCACUGCAUGCAGAACCAACAAUGUGACUUCAUUCUUUUUGGCCCAAGGACUGCAAAGACACCAUGCAUUUACCACCCACCCACACCACAAUCAGCCUCUCAAGGAUCAGAGAGAAGCUGCCUGUGCAGCUCCGUUUUGCCCAAGGCUUGCAGCCCAGCCAUUUCCCAGAGAGGUCUGGCUGUCUUGAGGUCAUCACUUCCCACCAGUGAUGGUCCUUACCUAAGUUUUAUAGUGGGAAGCACAGAAGGAGAAAUUACACUAAACAGAAUGUGAGCAAAGAUCGGGAAUCCCUAGGUGCCCUACUGAAGGCUGGGUUUAAACAAAUGGGCUCCACCUCCACCGGCCCCAGCAUCUAGUUGAGGGGGAAGAGGCCUACUCUGGCUAGUGUGGCCCUCCUCCUGUCCUCAUACUUCUGGCUUACCACUUCCUGUCCCAUCUUGCCUUUUCAUUACCAGGGGUCACCAGUGCCUACCCUAAGGGCUUGACACUAUGGGCCAUUAAUAGCUCUGCUAAAACUAACUUCUGGAUACACAUUUCAUUAUUGGGGUGAGGGGUUGUUUGUUGUAUUUUAAAUGGCCAUUUGAUUUUAUUUAUUUUUAUUUUUUAUUUUUUCCCCUUUUUUUAACUAAUAAGGCGAGAAGAGGGGAGGUGGAAAGGGAAAAGUAAUCCCAGAAGGAAAGCAUGUUCUGCAGAUCAGCCUGAAUUCACCAUGGUUAGAUGAGCAAAUGCCAAGGCCUUGAAGUCUACAAGUAUCUAAGAAAGGAGUUCUCAUCUUGAACUCAGUUUACUAUGGCCUGACCCUAUACUGAAGUCAGCAAUGACCAUAAGUUUAGCAUUCCCCAGUAGAUUUCAGUUUUUUCUUACAUAUUUUUUCUCAAAACCAAAGAAAUCCAAAACUGACAAAGGUUCAUCACCCAUUUCUCUACCAUCUCCCAUCUAGGGAAAUGGGUAGACGUGAGCUCAGGAGAAGAUCCUCUAUCUCACAAUUGCUUUCUCAGCCUAUGGCCUGACUCAGGGAACAGAAAGUCAUGGUAGCUGGAAGCUAGCCCCCCAGAGCAAAUUAUGAUCCAGCCAGUAUCUUAGGCACACAAACAACUAAUGCUGCUGUUGUUGCCAACGCCCUGACACCACUAGCCAGUUUCUGUCCUGGAAAAUCCCUCAGAAGGGUGAUGGCAGGAAGGGAGUUGUGGCCAAACUCUGGCCUCUUAUUCAGCUUAAUUCCCCAUUCCUUGCUCACUGGCACCGGCAGUUGGUAUUGCACAGCUCUGCCCAACAAACCUGGGCAUCUCUUCUAGUUACUGCUGAGUUCCUUGGGGUCCUUUUUAGGUUAACUGUAGCAGCAGGGAUGCUUCAUUCAACCAAAGAAUUUGCCAAAGAACUUUGCAGCUGCUACAAAUACUGGUCUCUAGCUUCCGUUUCCUCUUCAUUGUAUUUGGAAACAAUGGAAGAAUCUUGGCCAGCAGGGUGUCCUGAGGGGAGCCCUGGCUAUGCUGUUAGUACACUGCUGCUGUCAGAACCACUGUAAAAUGUUAACCUGCCAUUCUUCUCUAAAGUGGGGGGGGGGGGGUCUACUCUAUUCAGGAAGGCUGAUGGCUUGUAAAUGGCUAGGCUUAUGCUAGCAAGAUUGAGGAAGGUGGGGGAGUGCUAUGAAUAGAGGCUGUGGUUGCCAUCUUUUUUUAAAUUUUUCCUUAAACAGGCUCUAGGAUAAACAAUGAGUAAGUUGAGAUGUCCGGUACUGGGGGUUGAGGCCAAUGUAGUCCAUUUUUCUAAGAUUUUUCUGGGGCCGGAACUGUUUUGGGGAACACCGGCCCAGGAAAGAGUGGUCACUUGCCCGGGCAUGAUGAUUGUGGUCUGGGUUUUUCUAGUCAGUGUUAGACUGGUUGUACAUUAAAUUUCUCACACUAAAAGUACUAUUGAUUGUGUAAUUUUUGUCCCUCAUUCCACCAAAAAUUAGAGUUGGAAUCAGAGCACAAGGAUGCUCAUUUUCACACAGAAAAAGAGUGAACUCCAAAAGGGAAAUAAUGCUCCUGAAGUGGCAGUGCCAUCGUGACUGAUAGUGCUUCAGAGCUGCGAAGCAGUGUCUCUCCUCUGAUCUCGUUUCCUGGGCUCAGCCCUCUUGCAAAACCUACCAGGGGUAAGCAGUUUGGAAGGCAGGCCAAGGGAUUUCCCCAAAGACAGUUAUUGGUCUUAACUUUUACCCUCUCUCUUCAAAUACUUGGAUAGGCCCCAGUGGGUAAUAGGUUGAUCUAGAGAGAGGAAUCAGUACAAGAGUUACUAUCACUUGUCCCUUCUUACUCCCCCUCCCCAACCCUGGGUAAUUGAGUCUCCUUGAGUCCCACUGACUGCAGACUCAGCCAAGGUAUAGUGGUAAAUGCUCAAGGGGAAUCCAAGAGAAAGAGGCAGACACACUAAAAGCCCUAGGAAGGGAGAGACUGGAAACAGAGGAACUGAGGGGGUGAAAGAUGAAAAGUCUUUUUAAAGGCCAGGGUCAGGUUCUGUUUUCCAUUUAACUUCAAGUGUCAAAAAGUUGCCCAGGCAUUAGAGCCACAACCUUUAACCCCCCUUCUCCCUGGAGGUGCUUCUCUGUCAGUAGCAAGUCCCAGAUGGAGGAAGCUGGGCACAUUUAUGGUCACCUCCUCCUGUCUGGAGCUUGGUGACUCCCACUGUCUUUGCAAAGGAGUUGUCUAUGCCAAUAAUAUUUCUGUAGCAGCCUAUUGUAUUUUUUGAAGAUUAGUAGAUCUUUAGAGGGGGGUGGGGCAGGGGGCAGUUUCUAUAGAUAAAAAAACCAGUGUUUGUUGUACAACUGUUAGGGGUCAUCUAUGCCAUGUGAAGUUAUUAUUUUUCUGAAUCUUACUGUUUCUGAAAUUGUGUCCUCCACCACUCCCUUCUUGGCUGACAUUGAUAUGCCUGCCGAUUGUCAUCAAGGGUUAUACUUCAAUAAAAGGUG
This is a messenger RNA of Hyaena hyaena (striped hyena), 8266 nucleotides long. RefSeq names its product shroom family member 4 (gene SHROOM4). Gene Ontology annotation, cellular component: adherens junction; cortical actin cytoskeleton; apical plasma membrane. Gene Ontology annotation, biological process: actin filament organization. Gene Ontology annotation, molecular function: actin filament binding. The record is from RefSeq and is a predicted model, not a curated record. Lineage: Eukaryota; Metazoa; Chordata; Mammalia; Carnivora; Hyaenidae. The coding region runs from base 1 to 5022 and encodes 1673 amino acids. The transcript is spliced from 13 exons.